This is a messenger RNA of Owenia fusiformis, 849 nucleotides long. The record is from the annotation of a GenBank genome assembly. Lineage: Eukaryota; Metazoa; Annelida; Polychaeta; Sabellida; Oweniidae.
CAUUUGCAAAUUUACAGAGGGUAUUUGAAAUCAUUGAAUUAAAAAAUGAUGUUUUUUACAAAUCUCGAGGACAUAGCCAUGUGUUAAUUGAUCGUUCAUAUGAUGGUCAAUUCAAAAAGCAACUAGGCUGUACACGUGGAGGUCUACAUAUCCAGUUCACGUUACCACGACAACCUAUCAAUAUGAUGAAGUACUUGGCUGUCCUUACUAUUGUGGUAUUCCUCAUCGUCUUGUCUUCGGAGGAUUCAAGCGCUUUCCAGACUCGCAUGGCACAAGUUGAAAAGCGAGUGAAACGUGCACGCGGCGGCGGGUUUCACGCUCGCAUUGCAAAAGUUGAAAAUCGAGUGAAACGUAGCGGAUUCCAGAUUCGAUAUGCCAAUCACGGGCUCCAAAAGCAGCAAGUUUAACGCAAUCCUCUGUUUGCACAGUGACUGAUAUCCCGACCAUACAACCCGGAAGACGUUCAUGAACGACAAAAUGAAUAACCACCACACCACCAGCGUUGCAAAAUUUAAUACGAAGAGCAGCCGAGAUGAUAGAAACUAUAACCAUACAUUUAUAUAACCUAACACCUAAACACUUUCUGCAUAUGAAACAUUUCAAGAUCUUGCCACACGUAUAUAACAAAGCGAAUUUCUAACUGAACAUGGCAUGUUGAUAUGUAAUGAAUUGAAUUAAGAAAAACUUAGCUACCUAAUAUAUAGACUAUGUAAUGAAUAUGGAUAUUAUAUGUAAUGAAUUGAAUUAAAAAAACUUAGCUACCUAUAAACAGCAAUCUAAAGAAUUUAAAAUGUGUAAUCAUAUAAUUAACCCGUUAUUAAUUCAGAGAAACAAAUAAUUUAAUAAAAC